Messenger RNA from Gavialis gangeticus (Gharial), 1710 nucleotides. It is a transcript of the gene SGCD, whose product is annotated as sarcoglycan delta. The transcript is spliced from 8 exons. NCBI's taxonomy places the organism in Eukaryota, Metazoa, Chordata, Crocodylia, Gavialidae. The record is from RefSeq and is a predicted model, not a curated record. Bases 453 to 1319 code for a protein of 288 amino acids. Gene Ontology annotation, cellular component: sarcoglycan complex; sarcolemma. Gene Ontology annotation, biological process: cardiac muscle tissue development; heart contraction.
AAAGUUGGUGAAGGAAAUACCCUCUCGGGUUCAGCAUUGGUGCAGAGAUGACUUGCUUUCUAGCUGCAAAUACAAGCCAUGUAGUCUCCGUGGGCUUAGGGCAGGAGCGUGCUUGCAGGGAGUGGUGGGGGGCUCUUUAAGGCAAAACACAUGUGUUUUCAAUUGCUCUCUGGAGCCAAACCAGUAGCUGCAACUUGGCCUGACAGAGCCUUAUUGAAGUAGAGACAGAGCGUGGUUUCAAAGCAGUUAGAAAGAGACCGGGAAUGCUGCUCAGGAAAUUCUUCAGGCAUGGGCAGGGACUUGGCUGCAAGUCGGCUGCUGGAAAAUCUGACAGGGGCAGCUCAUGAACGCAGCCUAGGCCCCGUGCUGCUCUGAAGGCAGCCCUGCACCCUCCCGGCCGCCUCCUGCGUGCCCCAGGAGCAGAGGGUUUUCACCCAGCCCUUGCAGAAGAGAUGCCUCAGGAACAGUACGCGCACCGGAGCGCCAUGCAGAGCUCGGAAGGACCGCAGGUUUACAAAGUGGGGAUUUAUGGCUGGAGGAAGAGAUGUCUCUAUUUCUUCGUGCUCCUCCUCAUGAUUUUAAUCCUGGUGAACCUGGCCAUGACCAUCUGGAUUCUCAAGGUUAUGAACUUCACCAUCGAUGGAAUGGGAAACCUGAGAAUCACAGAAAAAGGUCUAAAGCUAGAAGGAGAUUCAGAAUUCUUGAAGCCCCUCUACGCCAAAGAAAUCCGCUCCAGACCUGGCAACCCACUGUACUUCCAGUCCGCCAGAAACGUUACAGUGAAUAUUCUCAACGAGAAGACGAAAGUCCUCACUCGUCUUGUAACAGGUCCCCAAGCCGUGGAAGCACACAGCCAAAAAUUUGAGGUCAAAACCACAUCUGGAAAGUUGCUGUUUUCAGCAGACGACAACGAAGUGGUAGUCGGAGCAGAGAGGCUGCGAGUUUUAGGAGCAGAAGGCACAGUGUUCCCUAAAUCCAUAGAAACUCCCAAUGUCAGGGCAGACCCCUUCAAGGAACUAAGACUCGAGUCGCCUACACGCGCGCUGGUCAUGGAGGCUCCGAAAGGCAUUGAGAUCAACGCAGAGGCCGGCAGCUUGGAAGCCACGUGCAGGACGGAGCUCAGGCUGGAAUCCAAAGAUGGAGAGAUCACAUUGGACUCUGCAAAAAUCAAACUACCUAAAUUGCCUCAAGGGUUUUACUCCACGACAGGAUCCAGGCAAAAAAUCUACGAGCUGUGCGUGUGUCCCAAUGGGAGGUUAUUCCUGUCUCAGGCUGGGGCCAGCUCCACCUGCCAGAUAAAUACAAGCGUCUGCCUUUGAGAGACAAUGCGCGGUGGGCACUGCAGGCAGCGCAUGGGCCUACGGCUGGUCUCAGAGAUAGCAGCUGCCAACUAUUUUUACUAGAACACAGAAAGCCUAUCAAAGACUUUUUUUGUGUGUGCGUGCGCGUGUGUGAAUAUAUAUAUAUAUAUAAAUAUAUAUAUAAAAUUAUAUAUAUAUAUCCUCUGUGUAAAAUGAUGUUUCAGUACAAGGAAUCCCAGGGUGACCCUGUGACAUUUGUGUAGUGUUCCACUUUUCCCCCAUACCCAAAUUUAUCAAUGAAGACCACUGAACUGAAUUCAGUGCUCCCCAGACUUUUCCAUAUUAGUACACAUAGGGUGUGUCAACACGUACAAUUAAUGCUAUUUGGCUUUACCGGGCAGUAGACCAA